Molecule: messenger RNA, 1055 nt
Organism: Anopheles maculipalpis
Lineage: Eukaryota; Metazoa; Arthropoda; Insecta; Diptera; Culicidae
Product: cathepsin L-like
Exons: 4
Coding region: 13-1041 (342 amino acids)
Biological process (GO): immune response
Cellular component (GO): lysosome
Molecular function (GO): cysteine-type endopeptidase activity
Source: RefSeq, a predicted model, not a curated record
AGAAGCGCAACCAUGAAGUUUCUAAUACUCAUCGUCGGCUUUGUCGCGGCCGCUAAUGCGAUAUCCAUCUUUGAUCUCGUGAAGGAAGAGUGGACCGCAUUCAAGCUGCAACAUCGUAAGAAGUACGAAAGCGAAACGGAGGAACGUAUCCGCAUGAAGAUCUACGUACAGAACAAGCACAAAAUUGCCAAGCACAAUCAACGCUACGAUCUUGGCCAGGAGAAGUUCCGUCUGCGCGUAAACAAGUACGCUGAUCUGCUGCACGAAGAGUUUGUCCACACCCUGAACGGUUUCAACCGCUCCGCCGGAAAUGGACCUCUGCUGCGUGGUGAUCUGAAACCGAUUGAAGAGGCAGUUUCCUGGAUUGAACCGGCCAACGUUGAGGUACCGAAGACUAUUGACUGGCGCAACAAAGGUGCCGUCACCGCGGUUAAAGAUCAAGGACACUGCGGCUCGUGCUGGUCUUUCUCUGCGACUGGCGCACUCGAGGGACAACAUUUCCGUAAGACGGGCAAACUGGUGUCCCUGUCCGAGCAGAACCUUGUCGACUGCUCGCAGAAGUACGGCAACAAUGGUUGCAACGGUGGCAUGAUGGACUUUGCGUUCCAGUACAUCAAAGACAACAAGGGUAUCGAUACGGAGAAGUCGUACCCGUACGAAGCAAUCGAUGAUACCUGCCAUUACAACCCGAAAGCCGUCGGCGCUACGGACAAGGGCUUCGUCGACAUUCCGCAGGGUGAUGAAAAGGCGCUGAUGAAGGCACUUGCUACCGUAGGCCCAGUAUCGGUCGCCAUCGAUGCAUCGCACGAAUCGUUCCAGUUCUACUCGGAGGGUGUGUAUUACGAGCCGCAGUGUGACUCGGAACAGCUAGAUCACGGUGUGCUAGCUGUCGGCUACGGUACGUCCGAGGAGGGCGAAGAUUACUGGCUGGUAAAGAACUCGUGGGGUACCACCUGGGGAGACCAGGGAUACGUUAAGAUGGCACGUAACCGAGACAAUCACUGCGGUAUUGCUACCACUGCCAGCUACCCGCUGGUGUAAGUAGGGAAAAGAAA